Molecule: messenger RNA, 2112 nt
Organism: Telopea speciosissima
Lineage: Eukaryota; Viridiplantae; Streptophyta; Magnoliopsida; Proteales; Proteaceae
Product: probable plastid-lipid-associated protein 14, chloroplastic
Exons: 14
Coding region: 69-2060 (663 amino acids)
Biological process (GO): protein phosphorylation
Molecular function (GO): ATP binding; protein kinase activity
Source: RefSeq, a predicted model, not a curated record
UUGUUAAUUUAUUUAAUUCGCACGCCAUUCCUGGUACUGGAGUAACUGGACCGCUGAGUUUGUAGUUAAUGGCGUUAUGUGGAAUUGGAUUCAAACCGGGAUCGGAGGGUCUCGAAUUAGUAUAUUUGAGAGGAAAUUCGUCGAGAAAACUGAUUGCAGCAGCUCGAACAAAUUGGAGCAGCACUUAUCGAUGGAGAACGCGUUGGGCAGUAAGGUGUUCGACGGAGAGAGCCGCCUUUCCGUCGGAAUCAAAAGAAAAUGUGCAAACGGCUGGAUCUAUUUCCAUGGAGGAAGAAUUGGAAGCUGUUACGAAGUUUAAAUUGUCCGAUUUUACGAUAUGUGAUUGCGUCAGUAUUGGGCUUGGUGGUAGAGCAGAUGAAGUGGUUCUUGAAGCGAUAGUGAAGGAUUCUCACAGCCCAUUGUAUAACAAGAAAGUUGUGCUUCGACGACUUACUAGUUCUCAAGCCCAGCGUAGAGGGAGGCGAGCCAUAGAGGUACUAAAAAAGUUAGCCCGGCGCAGGCUUAUGUAUCAUUCAUAUUCAAUGCAAGUCUAUGGCUAUGUUUCUCCAUGUACUACUGAUGACCGCAGUUCAUUUACCCUGGUUCAUGGGUAUCAUGGUAGUUAUUCUCUGAGACAUUGGCUUCAAUUAUCGGACUGGCUUCCAACCUUAGAAGCUACUCUAGCAUUGGAUGAAGAGUGCGUUAGAAAGGUGGGGGAUGACACUGUUGGUGGACCUGCUAUUUCUCGACAAUUGCGGCUUACACGAAUUUUAAUGAGGGAUCUCUUAAUUGGAGUGAAUUACUUGCACAGCAAUGGACUUGCCCAUACUGAGCUAAGGCUAGAGAAUAUACAUAUAAGCCCGGUGGAUAGGCAUAUUAAAGUGGGGAUUCUAGGAAAUGCUGCUGAUUUCUAUGACAAUACUCCAAAUAAUAGUGCUAUGGAUAGUAAUAUGGAAAGGCGACGGAUGAUGAUUGCAUUCGACAUGAGAUGUGUGGGGUUUAUGAUGGCAAAGAUGGUGCUUCGGGAGCUGAUGGACCCUUUGAUAUUCAUGAAGUUCAAAUCUUUCCUCACUAGGGGAAACAACCCAUCAUGCUUGCGUGAAUUUCUAUUGCCAAUCCUUUGUAAGAGUUCCCCUUCCGGGAAUGCUGGAUUGCAAAUACUUGAUCGGAACUGGGGAGCAGGUUGGCAUCUUCUAUCCUUGUUGCUUGCGACAAAGCCUUCUGAGCGAUUAAGUUGUUUAGAUUCCCUGAGGCAUCCUUUCUUGUGUGGACCAAGAUGGCGUGUAGAUGCAUCGAUGGGCAUCAUCAGAUGGGGUCUAGGUUCAACUGCUGUUCGAAUUACAGAGGAAUAUAUUUAUGUCCGGCAUCAGCGUAACAGGCUCGCUUACUUCAUUGAAUUGAUGGAGAUGUUGAAUCCUUACCCAAAGACUAAGAACUGGUUGAAGUUCCUACCAGGAAGAUGGCGUCUGUUGUACAGUACAGGAAGGCAUAUAGGGUUAACUCUUCGCCAGACUUCUUCCAGAGUUCUUAUUGGUGAUGUUCACCUUACUGUUACACGAAAUUCUAAUUCGACAACUACCCUCUCUGUCACCUCUGACAUUUGCUUCACAGUUAUUAUUGGGCGGGAUUGGCCCCAUGACAAGACUGGGAUAGCCGGGAAAUUGCAGGUGGGCUCUUUAGCCAGAUUAACUGCUGGCAGGCGACUAUACCUUAAGGAAGAGAAUGCCAGGGGCUCCAGCUCACCUAAGGCUCAAGAGUCAUCAGCUCAAAAAUUGUCCAGUAGAAAGUGGAGGAGGGCAAGCCCAGUAAAGGAGCUUCCAUCAAGCCUUCCAGUGGCCAAUCUUGGCUCAGGUGAGGUCGAGAUGACAAUGAACCUUGAUGAUACAUCACUACAAGAGGUUAAUGUUGCAAGCAAUGUACUUCGUGAGGUCCAGUUGCAGGUCCCGCCAGAAAUGUUUGAUGUGUCAAAGAUUAUCUGUGGAACUUAUUUGGAUUCUAGGCUUCUGGUUCUUCGUGGGGUGAAUGGAUCUGCCUUGCUUUUCACUAGAUCAUGUGUAUGAAGAGGAAACUGGUAGAUGUAAUUCUGUAUGACAACCAUUACCUGCUGUAUCA